AUGUUGAGGGACUCAGUGGAUGCCCUCCAUGCUGGUGAGGGGGCGGUGAGAAGUGUAGGCUUCGGAGUCAGCCCAGUCAAGGCUCGGGUGUCUGCUGGGACACUUACUGGGUGGGUGAGAGUAAGUCUCUGGGGCAGGCGCUGGUGUGUUGGGCAGCGCUGCUGGGCAGUACUGGGAGCCCUGGGGCUGCUGCUGGCUGGUGCAGGCUUUGGCUCCUGGCUUCUAGUGCUGUAUCUGUGGCCAGCUGCCUCUCAGCCCACUCCUGAAGCCCUGCAGGAUGAGAUGACUUUGAACUGCUCUGAGGCCAGCAGUGAGGAAGCCUUACUCCCCUCGAUUCCCAGAACAGUAUCUUUCAGAAUAAACACUUCUGAGGACUUCUUGCUGGACGUACAGCUGAGGGCCUGGCCAGACUGGCUGCUGGUCUGCUACGAAAGCUGGAGCUCUGCCCUGGGGGCGCGGGUCUGCAGGAGCCUCGGAUAUCUUAGACUCACUCACCACAAGGCAGUGAACCUGUCUGACAUCAGGCUCAACAGUUCCAAGGAGUUUGCGUAGCUCUCUCCUAGACUGGAAGGCUUCCUGGAGGAGGUGUGGCAGCCUAGUUUCAGGCUGUCCUGCCUGUCCAGCUGGCGGGUCCAUGCAGGGCUGGUCAGCCACAGAACGGUCAGGCCACACCAGGGGGCUGUGGUGGAGCAGAUCAUCACCCAACCUCUGUACAGCACCCAGAACCACGACUAUGACAUGGCCCUCCUGCAGCUCCACACCCUACUACACUUCUCAGACACCGUGGGCGCCGUGUGCCUGCCGGCCAAAGAGCGGGAUUUUCCGAGGGGCUCGGAGUGCUGGGUGUCUGGCUGGGGCCACACUGACCCCAGCCACACCCGCAGCUCCGAUCUGCUCCAGGAUCUGGUCCCUCUUCUCAGCACCCAGCUCUGCAACAGCUCUUGGUACAGUGGGGCCCUGACGCCCCGCAUGCUGUGUGCUGGCUACCUCGAUGGGAGGGCGGAUGCCUGCUAGGGGGACAGUGGGGGUCCCCUGGUGUGCCUGGAUGAGGGCAUGUGGCGCCUGGUGGGGGUGGUCAGCUGGGGACAUGGCUGCGCAGAACCCAGCCACCCCGGAGUCUACGCCAAGGUUCCCAAGUUCCUGGACUGGAUUCAGGACGCGGCGGCGCAGGUGAGUGGGGACAAGUGGAGAAGACUGGUUUGUGAAAGACCCAACCCUCAAAACCGUGACCCUCUGCUGGGGGCGGGGGAAGGUUUCAGACUGCAAGGAGGAAGUGAUGCUUAUGACAGCUGA
This is a messenger RNA of Budorcas taxicolor (takin), 1293 nucleotides long. RefSeq names its product transmembrane serine protease 5 (gene TMPRSS5). Gene Ontology annotation, biological process: proteolysis. Gene Ontology annotation, cellular component: plasma membrane. Lineage: Eukaryota; Metazoa; Chordata; Mammalia; Artiodactyla; Bovidae. The record is from RefSeq and is a predicted model, not a curated record. Gene Ontology annotation, molecular function: serine-type endopeptidase activity.